AUGUCUCAGCACACCGUCUUCCGCUUUCCAGAACAAGGCUCCUUUCAAAACCUCAUCUCCUCCCAAGAAGAAGUUCCAACCAUCGCCAAACAUGAAGUCCUCGUUAAAAUCAAGGCUGUCGCCUUGAACUCACGCGAUAUCCAAGUCGCCACUUCCAAAUACCCCUUCCCGACCAAAAAAGACCACAUUCCCUGCUCUGACGGCGCUGGCGAUAUCGUCGAGGUGGGAAGUGCCGUUCAAGGUCUCGAGAAGGGAGAUCGGGUCAUCUCGUUUGAUCCUACUCAUCUGUACGGGCCUCAAAAAGACUUUUAUAACGGCCAGGGGGCUUUUGUUGAUGGCACGCUGGCGCAGUAUAUUGCCAGACCGGCUUCUGCGGUGGUCAAGGUGCCUGCUGGUGCGCCGCAGAGUUACAGUGAGUUGGCGUCGUUGGUUUGUACGGGUGUGACGGCAUGGAAUAGUCUGUAUGGCGUUGUUGCGUUGAAGCCUGGGCAGACUGUCUUAAUACAGGGCCUCAUCCUGGCUAAAGCAGCCGGUGCGACGACCAUCAUCGCCUCAUCCAGCAAAGAGAAACUCGAGAUUAUCAAGUCCAAAUUCCACCCAGACCACUGCAUCAACUACAGCAAACAUCCAGACUGGGCAUCCAAGGCACUCGAACUCACCGGCGGAAAAGGCGUCGAUCACAUCCUCGAAAUAGGAGGAAUUGGCACGAUCGAGCAGAGCAUCAAGGCCAUUGCAUACGGUGGAGUCAUCGGUAUCAUCGGCUAUCUGGCUAAGAUUGACCAGUCUCGCGUGCCUGAUGUUCCUCUACUUGCUCUCUCCAAGGGGUGCGUCGUUCGGGGGGUUUUGAUCGGGCCUAAAUGUAUGGAGGAUCUGGUUACUUUUGUCGACAGGGCGAAGCUGAGGAUGCCCGUGGAGAAGAAUUUUGGAUUUACGCGAGAUGAAGUAGUUUCUGCAUAUUAA
This is a messenger RNA of Aspergillus wentii DTO 134E9, 960 nucleotides long. Its product is annotated as zinc-dependent alcohol dehydrogenase family protein. The transcript has 2 exons. Gene Ontology annotation, molecular function: oxidoreductase activity. Bases 1 to 960 code for a protein of 319 amino acids. NCBI's taxonomy places the organism in Eukaryota, Fungi, Ascomycota, Eurotiomycetes, Eurotiales, Aspergillaceae. The record is from RefSeq and is a predicted model, not a curated record.